This is a messenger RNA of Prunus armeniaca (apricot), 1107 nucleotides long. NCBI's taxonomy places the organism in Eukaryota, Viridiplantae, Streptophyta, Magnoliopsida, Rosales, Rosaceae. The record is from the annotation of a GenBank genome assembly.
AUGGACGCCUACUCCGGCUACAACCAGAUCAUGAUGCAUGAAGACGACAAGGCAAAGACCUCUUUCAUCAUCGAAAGAGGUGCCUACUGCUACAAGGUCAUGCCCGUUGGGCUGAAGAAUGCCGGGACAACCUACCAAAGGCUGGUGAACAAAAUUUUCAAGGAGCAAAUCGACAAGACUAUGGAGGUCUACGUAGACGACAUGCUAGUCAAAGCUCCCGAACGAGCAGACCACAUCGAGAAUCUUGCCGAGGAAUUCAGCCUACUCCGAAAAUACAACAUGAAGUUGAACACGAGCAAAUGCACAUUUGGAGUCUCGUCCGGCCGAUUCCUUGGAUACUUAGUCACCCAAAGAGGAAUUGAGGCACAUCCAAAUCAAAUCAAGGCUAUACUCAACAUGAAGUCACCUGCCACAACAAAGGAGAUACAAAGUCUAACGGGUAAGGCGUCAGCUCUCAACCGAUUCCUCUCUAGAUCUACCGACAAAUGUAAGCCAUUUUUCAAAGCUUUGAAGAAGGGACACAAAGACAAGUGUGAAGUAGCUUUUCAAAACUUGAAAACUUACCUCACUUCACCUCCAUUGCUCUCAAAGCCAAUACCAAGCGAAGACUUGUACAUCUACCUAGCAGUGUCCGACUCAGCUGUCAGCUCAUCUCUCAUUCGAGAAGAGCUGGGGGCACAACAUCUGGUAUUCUACACUUCAAAAGCUCUUCUCGAUGCAGAGACUCGCUAUCCGAAAAUGGAGAAGCUCAUUUUUUCGCUUGUGGUUUCUGCGAGAAAGUUAAGGCCCUACUAUCAAGCACACCGGAUAAUUGUCAUAACAGAAUUUCCUUUGAGAUCGAUCCUUCACAGCCCCAACGCUUCUCAGCGACUCAUGAAAUGGGCUAUCGAACUCAGUCAAUACGACCUCCUCUAUCGGCCGAAGACUGCUAUAAAAGCACAAGCUUUAGUAGAUUUUGUUGUAGAAUUUACUCCGACAGCCGAAGAAGAGAAGAUGGUCACAAAAAGCAAGGAAAAAGCGGACGACACCUCCCGUACCGAUUCGAACCUACUUAACGACAUGUGGCAGUUGCAUGUAGACGGAGCAUCAAAUCACAAAGGAGCGUGA